AGACGUCACGACGAUAGCCGCGAGUGCCGGAUACUUGCGACGUCGACGUCGCGGGGCUCGCGAUCCUUGGCUUACUUUUACCCUUCGCCGUCAUCGUAACGAUAAGGUACCAUCAGGUUGCGCGGGCUUCUCCUUAUCGCUCUUCACGGGCGCGCCGUACCUCGGUAGGCUACGGAAUUUUAUCCUACCGAUGAGCGCGCGGUCGGGGCGCGAUCGCGCUUCCACCGAGGGUGCCGCGCGACCGUCGCGGCGAUACAGGCCGCGGCCCAGGCUUUAAAUUCAAAGACGAAGGAAUGACGCUGGAGAACCCGUUCUUUGUCGUCAAAGACGAGGUGUGCAAGGCGUUGAACAAGAAUCGCGGCUUGUACGGCCGUUGGAGCGAGCUGCAGAAUGUCGGGAUCACGUCGCCGACCGGAGGCGGAGGUGUGCCGAUGAGCGGUUCAGCCACGGCACCGCCGAUCUCUCGCACGGACGAGCUCGACUGGACUACCACUGAACUGCGAAAAGCUCUACGCUCCAUCGAGUGGGACCUUGACGACCUCGAGGACACAAUCUGUAUCGUUGAGAAGAAUCCGACAAAGUUUAAGAUCGACAACAAGGAAUUGACCGUUCAACGAAGUUUCAUCGAGCAAGCACGAGAAGAAGUCAAGAUCAUGAAGGACAAAUUGAACUUGAGCAGAAGCCGGGAUCGUGACAACACGGCAAGACAGCCGCUUUUGGACAACAGCCCGGCGCGAGUACCUACCAAUCAUGGCACCACUAAAUACAGCAAGCUAGAAAAUGAAAUUGAUAGUCCAAAUAGGCAAUUCCUAAGUGAUUCAAUGCAGCAACAGAACACCAUGAUAAUGCAGCAGGAUGAACAAUUAGAUAUGAUUGGAGAAACAGUUGGCACAUUAAAAACAGUAUCCAGGCAAAUCAACAGUGAAUUAGAUGAACAAGCUGUAAUGUUGGAUGAAUUCGGGAAUGAGCUGGAAACGACAGACUCCAAACUAGACGCUACCAUGAAGAAGAUGGCCAAGGUGCUGCACAUGAGUAAUGAUCGGAGACAAUGGGUAGCCAUUGGAGUGUUGACUGCUAUAUUGGUGUUUUUAAUCAUUUUAUUCAUAAUUAAAUGAAUCAUCUCCCGCCUUUUCCAACCUCUUCUUUUCCUUUCCCAUGAUAAGAAUAUACAAGAUCCUCUUUGUAGCUUUAAAUGUAAUCUAAGUCCCAUUUAACAUACUUAUAUAUUAUUGAUAUAGUGAGAUUUUAUGAAUAAAAAAAUAAAUAGUUAAAUAUAAAAUAAAUUUAUGACAGCUUCUUCUUAAAUGUCUCUCACACCAAUAAUAGAUGCAGUUUUAUAUAUACUAAUAAUUACCUAUAUAUAAUUUUUGAUUACCAAAUUUUUAUUACUAUCAUUUAUUAUAUGUAAUAAUUGUGUGUUGUAUGUUUUGUAAUAUAUUAAAAUUGUUUUUUCUCUUAAAAAGUCUCCAAUCAUAGACAUACUUUUUUAUUUGCGAUAUGAGGAUAUGUAAUAUUUCACGAAGUUGCUCAGGCGACAAAAGAAUGUUUCAUAAUAAUACUAUUUCUUUUGUAUAAUUGAAUAUGUAACAAAUGAUAUAUAUAGUAAAUAAGAUAAUAUUUUUAACUACUA
Molecule: messenger RNA, 1630 nt
Organism: Formica exsecta
Lineage: Eukaryota; Metazoa; Arthropoda; Insecta; Hymenoptera; Formicidae
Product: syntaxin-6
Exons: 8
Coding region: 294-1115 (273 amino acids)
Biological process (GO): Golgi vesicle transport; vesicle fusion; intracellular protein transport
Cellular component (GO): SNARE complex; synaptic vesicle membrane; endomembrane system
Molecular function (GO): SNAP receptor activity; SNARE binding
Source: RefSeq, a predicted model, not a curated record